Wyeomyia smithii (pitcher-plant mosquito) is the source of this 898-nucleotide messenger RNA. RefSeq names its product endocuticle structural glycoprotein ABD-4 (gene Cpr49Ae). Lineage: Eukaryota; Metazoa; Arthropoda; Insecta; Diptera; Culicidae. The coding region runs from base 143 to 547 and encodes 134 amino acids. The transcript is spliced from 3 exons. Gene Ontology annotation, molecular function: structural constituent of chitin-based larval cuticle. The record is from RefSeq and is a predicted model, not a curated record. Gene Ontology annotation, cellular component: chitin-based extracellular matrix.
UAUAAAUACAGUAGAUAAAGUUCUAUUCUUUCAUUAGCUUUUACUAUCAGCUGGCGUUUGGAAGAACACAGCAGUUUUGCCGGAAACGAGCAGGAAAAGCGGGCUACGGUUGAAAGUUUAACGGACGUCAAAAAUCAUCAUUAUGAAAUUUAAGUUUUUUCUAUUGACAGCAUGUGUGGCAGCCACCCUCGCAGCACCACAGCGAACAGAAGCUGAAGCAGAAAUCGUGGCCCAAGACAGCAAUAUCGAUCCGGAUGGUUCUUAUCAGUACAGUUACGAAACCGCCAACGGAAUCCGAGGCCAGGAGCAGGGAACGCUAAAGCGGGCAAGCAGUGCGGACACUAGCGAUGUCAUCGUUGCGUCCGGCUCCAUCACCUACACCGCUCCGGACGGUCAGGUCAUCACGCUGAACUAUUCGGCCGACGACGAAAACGGUUUCCAGCCCCAAGGUGAUCAUUUGCCCACACCGCCACCGAUUCCACCGCAAAUUCAGAAAGCUUUGGAUUACCUGGCCAGCCUACCACCGGCGAACCGACGAAGGCGCUAAAUAUUUUUGGAGACUCGUGCUAUGCGCUUCGUUCGAUGUUUUAACAAAAGACACCCCCGCCGAAAAUGGUUAUAGGACCUUAUCCACCUGCGCCACGCUAGCAAACAGGCGAUGGCUAAUACUCAACAAAUGCUAGUUUUAUUGUUAGGCUAAUUAUUGUUACUAACUGUUGAAUGCAAGGCGAACCUAUCUAGAUUAGAUAGCUAUCGCAACAAGUGAAAUUUCGUGUUCAAAGUGUUUUUGCCAAAUAUGUAGCUCAUGUUAAUUAUUGAGACGAAAAUAAGGAAGAAUACUUACUGUUGCAUUAUCACUGAUCAAAGGCGUUAAUAAAAUCGCACCUUAAAAAUACUA